Callorhinchus milii (elephant shark) is the source of this 981-nucleotide messenger RNA. Its product is annotated as probable G-protein coupled receptor 139. Gene Ontology annotation, cellular component: membrane. Gene Ontology annotation, biological process: G protein-coupled receptor signaling pathway. The record is from RefSeq and is a predicted model, not a curated record. NCBI's taxonomy places the organism in Eukaryota, Metazoa, Chordata, Chondrichthyes, Chimaeriformes, Callorhinchidae. Bases 1 to 981 code for a protein of 326 amino acids. Gene Ontology annotation, molecular function: G protein-coupled receptor activity. The transcript has 3 exons.
AUGGGGCAACCGGUGAUUCUCGUGGUCAAAGACAUUUUUUAUCCUGUAUUGGCAGCUUUCGUUGUGCCGGCGAACCUUCUGACGAUUGUGGUUCUCUGGCGAGGAGCACACGGUCUCUCCCGGGGCAUCACUCGCUACAUGUUGGCCAUGGCAAUGGCUGGCCUGCUCGUUCUUCUCUUCAAUGUGAUCCUCCAUCACAUUUUAAUGGAUCACUUUCCCUUCACCUUUCUCGCCCGCACAUCCUUUUGCCGUGUCCACACUUUCCUCAAGUCGCUCGGCCUGGACAUCUCCGUCUGGUUCACUGUCUCCUUAACCUUCGAUCGAUUCAUAGCCAUUUGCCAUCAGAAGGCGCGGUUGGUAUACUGCACCGAGCAAACUGCGAUCGCCGUUAUACUGAUUGUCAGCGCGAUCUUCAUUCUGAAGAAUGUUCCAUUCUUACUCCUGUUUGAGCCUCGAUUCACCAUCGGCAGUGUGUCCUGGGGAUGCAGUGCUAAAGCGGCGUUCUUCACGCUUCCAUUCUGGGAGGCGUUAACGUGGCUUUGUAGCCUCUCCACCCCACUCAUGCCGUUUGUGCUUAUUAUAUUCUUCAAUGCACUGACUGCCCGAUUCAUUCUGGCAGCCAGCAGGCGGCGCCGGAUGCUGCGACGCGGGGACACGACGGGUCUGGGCAACGAAGACCCUGAGAUUAGGAGCAGACAGCGAUCAAUCGUCCUCCUUUUCACCAUCUCGGGCAGCUUCGUGCUGCUGUGGACGACGGUGACUGUGUCGUUCCUGAGCACCCGAGUUGUGGUGACGCACUUCUCUCAAAUCUCUCACACAGACCCAGGUUAUAUCGCCACUGAAUGUGGUCGGCUUCUCAUGUUGUUGUAUUCUUCCGCCAAUACAUGCAUCUAUGCAGUGAUUCAGAAUAAGUUCAGGUUUCGGCAACAAAUGGCCACAUAUCGGUCAAAAGUGAAAGCCACAGUUAUCCAGACAGAUUGA